CGCAUUUUUCCAGAGUUGGAGUUGAUUGGCUAACGGUUCUCGUUAUCUCGCUCUGAUUGGUCGGACUAGCGGGCAACGUCCUCGCGCAGCAUUUCAAUUUAACGUCUCUGUCUGUUAAUCUGUUAAUAGCUUUAACAGUGCACAACUGAUAUAUCGCCUCUAGAAUAAUCCCCUAGACGCUUUCAUGUCUUAUUACGUGGAAACAAUGUCGAGUUUAGACGUAAUCUGUGAGAAGAUUCACGACGCUCAUGGGCCGCGGUGGGAACGGAGCGGCGUUUGCGUCGCGUGCGUCGCGGAGAUGAUGGACAGGCCGGAUGUGUCGGCGGUGCGCAAGCGCGCGGCGCUCGUGUCCGUGAUGCGCGUGGACGCGGCUCGGGAGCUGCUAUACUGCGAAGAACAGCGAAGAACACACUUCAUCUCAUCAUUACUGAAAACGCUGUUCAGUGCUGUGGAUUCGUCUCUGCUGGAUCAGACUGUUCAAGUUCUGGUGCAGGUGACACUGGACGUCCCCAAUCAAGCGCUUCUGCUCUUCAUCCUGGACCAGACCCACUCACGAUGGUCUGACGGGGAGAGAGCGUCUCUGUCCUCCGUGAUGUUUCUGGGUAAACUGCUGGACGCUCAUCCUCCUCUGAGUCAGACGCUGACGUCCAGCCGCUUGUGUGUGCUGGAGUGUGUGUGCUCCGCUCUGCUGGUCUCAGACGAGGACGUGAAGGCCGAUGUGUGUUACGUGAUGUUCAGGAUCUGGAGUUCCUCCGCUGCGGUUCAGACUCUUCCAGACACACUCCGACAGCGCAUGUGUGUGUUACUGCUGCACACGCUCUCACACACACACACCACGGCGCUCACCGUCAACUGCCUGGGGGUGGUGAAGCAGAUGUGUCAGUACUCUGAUGUCGUGUGUGUGUUGAUGAAUCUGAAGGACGGAGGGGAAGAUCCUCUGCUGUAUCAGCCACUGCCGCUCAUCCUGAAGAAGCUGCUGUUGAGCGCUCAGGACUCUCUGCAGGUGGUCUCUGUGCGCUGUGUGUGUGCCGUCCUGAUUCACGCUCCUCUUCACUUCUCUUCGUCCUUCAUUCAGGCUGAUUUACCCGAGUUCCUGCUGGAGGUGAUGAGCGGCGGCUGCAGUGACGUCUUGUUGUGGUCGGUGUUCAGUUGUUUGCUGCUGCUGUCUGAAGAUCCGCUCUUCUUCUCGCAGUGCCACGCCGUCUACGGCGUGGAGCCGUUGGUUCGCUCUCUGAAAGAGACUCUGGAAAAUCCAACACUGAGGAACUCGUCUCUGAAUCAGAUCUGCUGUGAUUUCCUGCUGAAGCUCAGCAUGAGUCUGAUCUCACAGGAACACACCUGCACCAGUGAGCUGCAAGAUGUGGAGCGUGUCCUGCAGGAGUCUCUGCCGUCUCUGAGCUGCUGCGCGUCUGAUUGGCUGUCUGUGCUUUCUGAUUUCCCACAAUCCCUCAGAAACACUCAGCACUGCCUGAUCUACCUACUGCACCAGUCUGUGCUGCACGGGGACAGGUUUCUGAGCGACUCGGCCGUGUUCUCCGCUCUGCUGCGGUUCGUCUCGUGUGUUCAGGAUCUCCCUGCGUCUGUGCUGAGUUCAGUGCUCUAUCUGCUGUCCGUCACUCAACACGCCGGGCCUCGUCUGGACACGGUGUGUGUGAGCGUCCUCUCUCGUGCUCUGUCCUCCUGUCCGCUGCUCUUCUCUCGCUCUCUUCCUCUCUCCGUCCUGAGCUUCAUCUUCCUGUAUCCCGAGCUCUCGGAGCGCUUCGGAGCGCCGGCUCUGACGGGACGUCUGUCAGAGGAGACUCAGGAGCAGGAGCUGCUGGAGCUGAUCAACACACACCCUGCAGCGCUGCUGGCCACACUGGCCGUGGCGUGUGACGGCGAGUCUGCAGCGUCUCGUUCAGCCGUCGCUGUGCUGCAGUGUUUCCUGCGAUCGUCCGACAGCCUCAGCUUCAGCGGGACGUCUGAUCUCUGUGAUCAGAUCCGAUCGGUGCUGCUCGGCGUCCUGCAGAGACACACACACACAGGUCUUUAG
This is a messenger RNA of Carassius auratus (goldfish), 2032 nucleotides long. RefSeq names its product meiosis inhibitor protein 1-like. NCBI's taxonomy places the organism in Eukaryota, Metazoa, Chordata, Actinopteri, Cypriniformes, Cyprinidae. Bases 185 to 2032 code for a protein of 615 amino acids. The record is from RefSeq and is a predicted model, not a curated record. Gene Ontology annotation, biological process: meiosis I. The transcript has 15 exons.